AUUAUGAAAAUGACAUACAUUAUACUUUCGUUUUGUCUUUUAGGUUUUUUACAAUGUAUAAACACGAAAAGUUCUUUUGUUAAGGAGUUUCAGCAGGCAAAAAAUGCGUCUGGUGAACGAAUUCUAGUAGAGACAAAGAAGAACUCCAGGAUAUUUGAAUUUUUGAAUAAAGCCAAUGGUGCAACUUAUGGACUUACUAAAUUCUCACAUCUUUCUCAGGAGGAAUUCGAAAACCAAUACCUGAGUGAUUUAAGGCCACCAAAGGAAAGACAAAUUAAACACCUGAGGAAAAAGACACCAUUAUCUAGAAUCUAUUCAGCCCAGAUACCACGAAAAGUGGACUGGAGGAAUCAUAAAGGAGUAAAUUAUGUAUCUCCAAUCAAGAAUCAAAACAAAUGUGGAGGAUGUUGGGCUUUUAGUACAACAGAAACUAUUGAAUCUAUGUAUGCAAUUUCCCACAACGUGACCCCUCCUCGACUGAGUGUACAGGAAGUCAUCGACUGCUCGGUAGGGAAUGCUGGGUGUGCUGGUGGAGACACUUGUAUAGCUCUUUCAUGGUUAAAAAAAAGCCAGUCCCUGUUGGUUUAUGAGGAGGAGUACCCACUGACAGACACCUCAGACUACUGUCAGCUCCUGACUAACUCCACCAGAGGGGUUACUAUAAAUAACUUCACCUGCAACAGUUAUAAUGGAGUGGAACAAUCUAUGCUACAGUUGUUGGCCUUUGUAGGCCCCCUGGUGGUGGCUGUGGAUGCUACUACCUGGAACCAUUACCUAGGGGGGAUAAUUCAGUACCACUGUGAGACCAGGCUAAACCAUGCUGUACAGAUUGUAGGCUAUGACCUGACAGGUGAAGUUCCAUUUUACAUUGUGAGAAACUCUUGGGGAACAGAUUUUGGAAAUAAUGGAUAUCUAUAUAUCAAAGUGGGGGACAAUGUGUGUGGGAUAGCAUCAGAAGUUUCAACCGUUAGUGUCAACUGAACAAAAAAUCAAUAUGAAAGAUGCGAGUUUUAAAUCCAUAGGAAUGAAGAAGGCACAGAAAUUAGGGGGAAGAUGUGAUCCAAUAAUCCUACUAGAAUUUAAAAAAAAACAGCUUUUCAAUUAAAAAUCAUUGAAAACAUUUAACAUAUAUAUUGCUCAUUUAAGUCCAGCUCCGUAUUUAUAUUAGAUAUUUUCGAAGUUAUGCAACUAACACUAUAUAACUGUACAGUGAUGUAAAAACAAAUUUGUUACUGUGAUCAUCAAGUUAUAAAUGUGUAUGAGAGAGAGAGAGAAAGAGAGAGAUGAAAUUUAUUUUUGUUACAUCUAAUAUGCUUGCAGCAAUUAAGAUAAUAAAUAAGACAUAU
Saccostrea cuccullata (small rock oyster) is the source of this 1346-nucleotide messenger RNA. RefSeq names its product cathepsin O-like. Gene Ontology annotation, molecular function: cysteine-type endopeptidase activity. NCBI's taxonomy places the organism in Eukaryota, Metazoa, Mollusca, Bivalvia, Ostreida, Ostreidae. Gene Ontology annotation, cellular component: lysosome. The transcript is spliced from 9 exons. The record is from RefSeq and is a predicted model, not a curated record. Bases 4 to 981 code for a protein of 325 amino acids.